Meloidogyne enterolobii is the source of this 1560-nucleotide messenger RNA. Lineage: Eukaryota; Metazoa; Nematoda; Chromadorea; Rhabditida; Meloidogynidae. The record is from the annotation of a GenBank genome assembly.
UUCUGAUUUUUGUGUGUUUCAAAUAGGUUCUCUUUAGUUCUGAUUUUUGUAUUUUUAUUUAUUCUGAUUUUUGUAAUAUCUUUGAUUUUAUUUGGUGUUUCUGGUUUCUGUAUUUUUGUUUCUGAUUGUUGUAUUUUUUUCAAUAUCUUUGAUAUUCUGAUUUUUAUUUUUUGGUUAUUAUGAUUUUGUGUUUUCCUCUCGUGAUGUUCUGAUUUCUUGUAUUUUAUUUAUUCAGAUUUUGUAUUUUAUUUGUUCUGAUUUGUAUUUUCCCUUUUAUUAAAUUUAAUUCUGAUUUUUAUUCUUUAUUACUAUUUUAUUCAGAAUUUAUUCUUAUUUUAUGUCUUUCAAUUAAUUGUGUUUUCCUUUUAUGUAUUUUCUCAUUUUAUAUUAAAAUUAAAAUACAUUUUUCUAAAUUUGUAUUUUUUCUCUUUUAAUUUUCAGAAUUAAUAAAUUAAGCAACCUUAUGAUUUUUAAUUUCAACAAUAUUCCCACCAUUAAAAUUGAGGCAAUUAUUUGUGGUUGUCUCUGCUGCUCUUGUCCUUGUCCUUGAUUAAUCAGAAUUUUAUCAUUAAAAAAGACAAGAUGCACUUUCCAUUUUAUGAUUCAAGCGAUCUUUGUGAAAUUAGUUCAAACGAGAAAAUUGAAGUAAAAGAUGAUGAGCAAAAAUCAAAUUCUGUUAAUUUUGAUGUGGAAAUUGAUACUGAUACGGUUAUUGUAGGAAAUGGCCCAGCAGGAAUUUCCCUUUCUGCAAUGCUUGCAGGAUGGCAUCCAUUCUAUAACAAUUCCAACCCCCACCCAAAUCCUCAAAUUCACGCACAAUUUACUUCAACUGAAAAUCAAUCUCUUCUUUUUCAAGAUUUAACUUCCGCCGCCACCCUUUUAACUUCUUCAGAACACUCAACUUCCAAUUUAACCCCUUUUGGUUGUCUUUAUGAUUCCCUCGUUCGGCCCUCAUUUUUUAAUGAUUUACAAACUGAAAAUGAAAAUAAUUUAAAUAAAUCUUCAAUUUUGUGGAGACAAAUUCCAAAUAAUUCUGUUCCGCAUAUUGUAUUGGGGGAUACACAAAUUGGUGGGUCUUGGACUGGAUUUGAAGAUGAGAUAAAAGCUGUAAGUAUAAGCAAUUGGAUGGAUUUGCCGGGGUAUUCACUUGCUGAAGACUUUUUAGGGGAUCCAAGUUUAAAUAAUCAACGCCCAACAGCCAAAACAUUCCGAAAUUAUUUAACUGCUUAUUGCAAUGUUAUGGGUAUUUUGAAGAAUUUUAGGCCGAAUACAAAAGUUUUACAGAUUAAGAAAUUAUACAAUAAAAUUACUGGUAGUUAUUGGAAAGUGAAUGGUGUUGAUACACUUACAAAUAAAAUUUUUAUUAUUCGAUGUAGAAAUGUGGUUUUAGCUUGUGGAAAGAAUAAACAGAGAAGGCUGGAGGUAUUUAAGAAUUAUUUUUAUUUUAAAUUCAAGGGAAAUUCUGAAGGGGGCAUUGGGGCACUCUUGGUCCCGGGUGAGGAUCCCCUUGUUCUCCGUACCAGCAGCUCGAAUUCCCCUCAAUCUCCGUUCUCCUUAUAA